Meloidogyne enterolobii is the source of this 762-nucleotide messenger RNA. NCBI's taxonomy places the organism in Eukaryota, Metazoa, Nematoda, Chromadorea, Rhabditida, Meloidogynidae. The record is from the annotation of a GenBank genome assembly.
AUGAGGUGGUGUAAGGUUAAUUGCAUGGAAUGGACUUCUCUCGAGAUUGCUUGGAACAAAUGUAUCAUGAGAGGCGAUUACCAUACCUUUGCUCACACCCAUCCAAGUGAGAAUAAAAUUCUUUUAAUUGUUUUAAUGUGUUUUUUAGUUGGCGAGACACUGGCAGAAUGGUUUAUAAAGGAUCUUGAAGAUUUCAAUGAAUUUGGUCUGACGAUAAAGGAAGGCGGCUUAUUCAUGGAUUUGAAAGGAAAACCGAGCAGGAAUUUGACGUAUAAUCUGACCGAUAAACGAAAUCAUCCAUUCUGCGUUCCUGAAGGAAAAGGCUUUAUCAAACCCUCGAAUUGGAAAAUCAUUGGGACGAAUCCAGCUCCAGAAUAUGGUCAUCUGCUUGUCUUCUAUAUGCUUCCGCAGAGCGUUUCUCGAAUUUACAGCAAAGGCGAAAUCACAGACAAAUCUCCUGAUGGUCCAAAAUGUGAAGAACUCUACAUUGAAUUUGACAAGGACCACUACAAACUUUUGUCUGUUGGCGAUCCACCGCCAACUACAACGACAACAACAACUACUACAACCACCACUACAACCAGUUCAACGGCCACCACAUCAACACCGACUACUGUAAAGACGACACGAACAACGACAACAACGGAAAAACCUAAACCUCAGGAUUCUUUUCCUUGGCUUAUUGUUAUUUUUGUUGGAAUUUUUGUUAUUGGUAUUCUCGCUGGUGGAGGUAUGGUCUUUGUCUUGAUGAAGGUUUGCUAA